Molecule: messenger RNA, 906 nt
Organism: Elaeis guineensis (African oil palm)
Lineage: Eukaryota; Viridiplantae; Streptophyta; Magnoliopsida; Arecales; Arecaceae
Product: auxin-responsive protein IAA1
Biological process (GO): regulation of DNA-templated transcription
Cellular component (GO): nucleus
Source: RefSeq, a predicted model, not a curated record
GAGAGAGAGAGGGAGAUGGGGAGGGGACCAGCUGAGAGACAGGGAGAUAGAGUGGAGAUGUCGACGACGUUGGAGAAGGAGAGGAGCUUGACGGAGCUGGAGGCGGACUACGAGGAGACGGCGCUGACCCUCGGCCUUCCCGGGGGUUCGAGGGCCGGCGGAUGGGACCAGCAGGAGAGGAAGCGCGGCUUCUCGGAGACCGUACAUCUGUCGGAUGGGAGCUCGGGCAUCGAGCCACGUGGAGGAGGGGAUCUCGGCGAUGAGUCGCCGGAUUGCGCGGCUUCCGGCGCCGGCGGACCCCGAGCUUCCAAGGCACGAGUGGUGGGUUGGCCGCCGGUGAGGUCUUACCGGAAGAACGCGUUGAGGGGCUGCACGUAUGUGAAGGUGGCCGUGGACGGUGCACCUUACCUCCGCAAGGUGGACCUGGAGAUCUACUCCGGCUACCAUCAGCUGUUGACUGCCCUCCAGGAGAUGUUCUCCUGCUUCACCAUCCGCGACAGGCGGCUGGUGGAUCCCGUUAAGGGGACGGAUUACAUCCCUACGUAUGAGGACAAGGACGGCGACUGGAUGCUGGUCGGAGACGUCCCCUGGAAAAUGUUUGUGGCAUCAUGCAAGCGGCUUCGAUUGAUGAAUAUAGCCCCAAGAGCACCACGGUGAUGCAAGUUUCCCCAGUUGCACAAACAAAAGAUGAAGUAGGAUAGGCAGCAGGUUCCCUAGUACAAAAUCAUGAAAAGGGAUUGUUCUUCCCCUGAAGUUUUGAAUGGUCCAGAAGAGACUAGAUGUAAAGGAUAUGCUGUAACCAUUAUACCUUUUUCACUUGAGAAAAGGAAAAAAUUAAAUGUAUACAGAAUAGCUUGUUUUUUGAUGAAUAAGAUCAAAAUAAAUAUAAGUCAUGUUAAUGUAUCU